UAUGAGAAUUAUAGACCAGUUUUGAGAAUAAAACCCCAAUUGUUCUUAUCCUACAACGUAGUAGUGAUAGCACUUCAAACAAAAUUGAAACCCCAAACCCUAACCCCACCUAACCACCCCAAAACCUCAUCUCUCAAUUUCAACAACCUCUCCAUCCGUACAAAAAUCGGUACCCGUAAUCCUAUCCAAAUUCACGCGGCGGUCAAGGAAGAUUUCUCUUCCAACAAAAGCGGAAGCAAUGAGCAGAAGGAAACGAUUAUGCUUCCCGGUUGUGACUACAACCAUUGGCUCAUUGUGAUGGAGUUUCCUAAAGACCCUAAACCCUCUCGGGAACAGAUGAUUGAUACUUACCUUCAAACUCUUGCUACUGUCUUGGGAAGCUUUUGGAAGAAAAAUGCAGAAUUUGUCCUCGCUCGCAAGGUGUUCGAUGAAAUGUCCCAACCGAAUUCCUUUUGUGGCGAAGUUAGCGGUGAGAGAGGAAUUUGAUUUAGUUGAUGUUAACGGCUCAACGAAAUUGAGGAAUGUUUAUUGUAUGAGUACUGUGGAUGAUGAUAAAGGACUUGGUCCUACUGUUCCUUCUCAGAUUGAAAUUUCCGACAUUGUUAAUGGUAUGGUGUUUUCUUGUUUUGUUGAAUUUACUCUAUUGUCCUGUAAUGUUACCCGCAUUAUCACUGUAGUUCGCUGAUUCGCCGCUGUAAUCAACUGUGGAUUAAUAGUAAAUGUCCAAUUUGGUCGUUGAAAUUGGAGGAGUCAUCCGGUGUUAUGUAAUCUACAUUAUCAAUAUUUGAAAUAAUUCCAUAAAAUAGCAAAAUGUUAAUCUAAUUUGUUCAUCCUUAUAUUGAUUUGCAAUUCAAUGCAUCCUGACAUUAUUCACUUUAUUUCAAAUUCACUAUUAAAUGCAUCAUUUUGCCUAACCUGAACCCUCACUUGCUGUCCAAGCGAUUAGUCUCACAGCUUUGCCUAUGGUGAUAUCCUGUUAAUCCACCGAAAGUUACUCAAGUAAUAAUUAAGCCACUUUAUGACAGGUAAUGGAUUGGAUUGUAACCUAGGCAAACUUUACCAGCAGAACUGUCAAUCCACCCAAACCUGUAGUUGCCAUUUUACGGGGGGAGUUUUGCCUUUGCAGAACCACCUCUAUCAGCCCAAGCUAUUAGUCUCACAACUUUUCCUGUGGUGUUAUCCUAUUAAAGAACAAAAAGCUACUCAAAAGUAAUAAACUAUGCCUCUUUAAGACAAGUAGUUUUAUUUGUAUAUCAAGUCCAAACUUGCUUAGCGCCACUCUACAUGCAGUUUCAACAGCAUUUAGAAUUCCGAAACUAGUGAAAUAUAUUCAGAAAGUAUCUUUGUGUUCCUUUUAACUUUAGUAUUAGAAUUCUAAUUGUUCUUAUCUCUGUCCAAGGACAUUUACCCUGUUCAUAAUUCGUAUGGUACAGACUGUCCCAGAUACCACCAAUAGAACCUAUUUCCAUUACAUUGCUUUCACACCGUAAAUUUAAAUACUCAUGUGCUAUACCAGUUUAGGGGACUAUUUUUUGCUAUUUAAAUACUCAUUGCCUAGUUUUUAUAAUAUUUGUUCCAUGUAGUUUAAGAAAUUCAUUCCUGGGAUAUAAUAUUAGAUGACUCUAUUAGUCUUAAUGUUGAGCUGAUUCUUGUACUAGCUAGGUCAUUAUGCAUGUAGUUUCUUAAAUCCAUCAGUUUUUGCAGUCAAAGAACUAUUGUUUUACUUGUUCUAAUUAGAUAUAUCAUACUAAUCAUUAAUUUCAUAUAUUAGAACAUUAUUUUGUUUUUUUUUAUGUUAUUUAUAUCAUAUCUGUUCUAUAUAAUUUAACAAAUUCCUGGAAUAUAUUAUGAGAGAUUACUCUAAUAAUCUCAACGGUUGAGCUGAGUCUUGUACUCUAAUAAUCUUUGAGCUGAAGGUAACUGGAAUGUUUGGUCUUUUUUUAACCCGAAUUUGUAUUCUUAAUGAUCCUUGAAUGUAGAAGAAAAGGUGUUAAAUUUUAGUUUAUGUGGAAGAUGGAAAACUAUAAUUAUCCGUGUUUCUAGAAUCUAAUAGUAUCAAGCUGAUGUUUCAUAUUCGAAUAAGCUAAGUUGAGAUAAUCCAUUGUUAAUUUUUGGUACAUCUUGAAACAGUUUUCUUUUCUCAACAUUUAUUUGUGACAUUAUGACAUCUCUUAAGCUACAAAAAUGUCUAGACAUUGCUCUUCAUAAAGCUCUCAUGUUCUUCAAUGCACAAAAAUGUUAGAUUUUUAUCCUUUUUAUGAGUGCCCUUUUUUCUUUUCAUACUAAAUCUAUAUUCAUUUUGUUUCAUAGGGAUUGAGUAAUAGUUCAAAAUUUGUUUUUAUUGUUGUGUCAAACAUGAGACUGAAGUUCCAAUUUUUGAUGAAAAAUGUUUCUUUUUUUGUUUAUGUUAGCUUAAUUUUAUGUGAAUUUUGUCAAUAGAAACAAUUUUGGUAUGUGAUUAAUAGUGUAAAGCAUGGAUCUUGAUGAAGAUGGGUUUUCUAUGGUAGUAAGUUUGCUUGAUUUGAUCUGUGAUUCUUUUUUAUUCUGUGUUAUAUAAGGACUAA
This is a messenger RNA of Vicia villosa (hairy vetch), 2564 nucleotides long. Its product is annotated as DAG protein, chloroplastic-like. The record is from RefSeq and is a predicted model, not a curated record. Gene Ontology annotation, biological process: cytidine to uridine editing; chloroplast RNA modification. Bases 259 to 486 code for a protein of 75 amino acids. The transcript has 3 exons. NCBI's taxonomy places the organism in Eukaryota, Viridiplantae, Streptophyta, Magnoliopsida, Fabales, Fabaceae. Gene Ontology annotation, cellular component: chloroplast.